Messenger RNA from Volvox carteri f. nagariensis, 1629 nucleotides. RefSeq lists its product as uncharacterized. The record is from RefSeq and is a predicted model, not a curated record. The coding region runs from base 1 to 1629 and encodes 542 amino acids. The transcript has 11 exons. Lineage: Eukaryota; Viridiplantae; Chlorophyta; Chlorophyceae; Chlamydomonadales; Volvocaceae.
AUGCGCACGACCAACAGCAAGCCGGCGCAGCAAGUCGCCCGGUCAGCGCCAAGGUGGACAUCCGGCGCCAUACGAAUCCCCGGGCCGCUCGGAGCCGCGGGCCAUGCGCGGUUCACAAACACCCGAGUGACGGCCUCUGCAGGAGGCAGAGUUGGAAGGUCUGUUGCUACCGCCGCAUCGGCCGCUGCCGACGAUGAAUACAUUUCCAAGCGCUACAAGGCCGAGCUCCACAUGAUGUCGAGCCGCCUGGGAGGUGUCGUACAGCAGGCCGUGGCGGCAGCGGUGCUUGGCACGGCUGGCGGCCGGCCAUCGUCGGCGGCGGCGGCGCCGCCGCCGCGGCCGCCGUCGACUCCGGCCGCCAUGGCGUCGGCAUAUCUGCGCUGCCUCGAGGCGCAGCUGCAGGCGAAGAAGUAUAUGAGCCGCGAUGACGAGGCGGGAGAUGUGUUGGGCAGUUUUCCGAGCUCCUCGCUUUUUUACUACCCCGGCGGAGGGCUCCAGGGUGUGGUUGAGCACUUGGCGGCUGCGGUGGCGGAGGCACGGGGCGCGGCCGCUCCAGCGGUGGCCUCCGUCAUUCGCUCCUUAGCAGGUGCUGUAGCACGACUGGCGGUACAGCCUAACGCCGAGGCAGCUCGCGGCAAGGCGGCAGCGGUGAUAACGUGCCUGGACGGUAUGGCCGAGGCGCUGCAGGGCGCCACCAAGGGCACCUCAGCGGCGGCAGCGGUGGGCGCACAAACGGCGUCCGCUGCCGUGAGUCUGUCCCCGUCUGAUGUGGAGGAGGCUGCUGUGAUGGUGGGACUGGAGGCUGGUCAGGUUCUGCGGGAGGUGGCGACGGUGAUGGAUUGUAUCGCAGGGGGUUCUCCCGACCUUCCCACAUCGCACACCGAGGGCGGUCGGGCUGUGUCCCCCAGCACCCCCGUACAUCCGCUGCUGUCAGCGCUGGAGGUCCGCCUGUACGCGGAGUCCACCUGGCGACCCGACUCGGCGGCCGAGAUCGCCGCCGGCCUGAUAGACUUCGUGGCUGCGCUGCUGGCCCCCUCCCGUGCCGGCAACACCGGUGCCGUGGCCAGCACGGUGGCCCGGGGGUCAGCUUGUGCGGCACUGCACAACCUGGCUCGGGCUCUCAGCAGUCUGGCGGUCACCCUGCGGGGCCAUCGAGUGGAUCCGACGGUCGCGAGCAGGCUACUUGACAGCCUGGGUGAGGCCCUAGCAGCCGCAUGCAUCACCCGCGACGCGACUGACCCCACCAAGGGGCCCCCGGCCCUGUCCACGUUCGGUGGGGCUCAGCUGCUGGUGGGACUGGCACGCAUGGCUGCUGGUGAGGCGCUGGCGGAGGCUGUGGCCCCCGGAGGUGCAGCCGCUGCCGCCAGCGCCGGCGCCGCUGCCGUGGCGGCGGAUGCCGCCGCCGGUGACGCCUCCAUUGACCGAUGGAUGGCAGUGAGUGACAGCAGUCUGGUCCUGGACGCGCUGGCGGCUCAGGCUCAAGAGGUUGCUGCUACUCAUCGCGAACACAUCGCGCAGGUGCUGCAGGACCUGAGGGACGUACCCAGCAGUCUGGGGAACCUGUCGGAGCUGCCGCCACUGGCCGCCGCAGCAUCGGCCGCGGAGGACCUGAUGCGCCGGGCGACCUGA